Messenger RNA from Penicillium cinerascens, 1404 nucleotides. RefSeq names its product phthalate transporter. Gene Ontology annotation, cellular component: membrane. Gene Ontology annotation, biological process: transmembrane transport. Lineage: Eukaryota; Fungi; Ascomycota; Eurotiomycetes; Eurotiales; Aspergillaceae. The transcript is spliced from 7 exons. The record is from RefSeq and is a predicted model, not a curated record. Gene Ontology annotation, molecular function: transmembrane transporter activity. Bases 1 to 1404 code for a protein of 467 amino acids.
AUGACCGAUCAGUCGGCGGACUCGGCCAUUGAUGACUUCGGCUUCACGCAACGCGAUCACCGGCACAUUGUGCACAAAAUUGAUCGACGACUCAUCACUGGUCUGGGAUUGCUGUUUGGAGUCAGUUUGGUUGACCGGACCAAUCUGGGAAAUGCGUCAAUCGCUGGUAUGCAAAAGGAUCUUCACUUGGAAAUCGGGUCACGAUAUUCACUCGUCGUCCUCAUCUUCUUCAUUCCUUAUGUCAUCUUUCAGCUGCCGGGCUCGAUAAUCGUCCGUAGACUGGGUCCUAAAGCCUUCCUUGGAGGGAUCACGUUUCUGUGGGGCGUUGUGAUGAUGUGUUUCGGGUUUAUCCACAACUGGAAGGUGAUGCUCGGGCUGCGUGUCAUUCUGGGAACGUUUGAGGCAGGCCUUUUCCCCGGUGCAGUUUACCUACUUUCGCUAUGGUAUACUCGGUAUGAUGUCCACAAACGCUACUCCUCUUUCUAUCUCAUAAGUACUGUUGGAGCUUCCCUCACGGGCAUCCUCGCCUACGGCAUCUCACAAAUGGGUGGACUGGGUGGCCUGCAAGCCUGGCAAUGGAUAUUUGUUAUCGAAGGUCUUCUCACAUGCGUUAUCGCUGUCAUCGGAUACAUGCUCCUGGUGAACUUCCCCCAAGAUGCACACAAAGCACGCCAUUUCCUAUCGCAGCGAGAAAUCGAGUUUGUUCUUCAUCAAAUUGACCUAGAUCGCCGUGAUGCGAAAGAAGAAGCUUUCACAUGGUCUGCAUUUCUCAGGCCUGCGCUGGACUGGAAAAUCUGGGGCUUUGCAUUGAUUUUCAUGUGUAGCACUGUCAUCGCUUACUCUUUGGCUUUCUUCAUGCCAAUCAUUCUGUCCAGUAGGCUCGGUUUUAGUGUUGGCGAAUCGCAGGCCCUCAGCACCCCGCCAUACUUCUUUGCGGGUAUCCUGAUGUAUACCGAAGGCUGGUUGGGCGACAAAUGGCGGAUCCGCAGCCCUCUCAUCGUCUACAAUUCCCUACAGACCAUCGUCGGCCUGUGUCUACUGGAAUGGAUAACUUCACCUGGGGUACAAUACUUUGGUGUCUUCCUCGUUACAGCUGGCUGCAAUGCCACCGUUCCCGCCGUCCUUUCGUGGCAGGCAAAUAACAUCCGAGGCCAGUGGAAGCGAGCCUUUUGCAGUGCUAGUCUGAUCACUUCAGGCGGUGUAGGAGGUAUUGUUGGAGCGCUUGUUUUUCGGUCUCAGGAUGCGCCCAAGUAUAUUCCUGGGAUCAUUGCGUCACUUGCAUGCAAUGGUGUCAUUCUUGCUGUCACCGGGAUUCUUGCAAUUUAUAUGCACUCUGCUAAUCGGAAGGCUAAGCAGGGUCGCCUGGAAAUUGAAGGACUGCAAGGGUUCUACUAUACGCUGUGA